Messenger RNA from Spea bombifrons (plains spadefoot toad), 1137 nucleotides. It is a transcript of the gene CALB2, whose product is annotated as calbindin 2. Gene Ontology annotation, cellular component: dendrite; synapse; terminal bouton. The coding region runs from base 44 to 862 and encodes 272 amino acids. The record is from RefSeq and is a predicted model, not a curated record. NCBI's taxonomy places the organism in Eukaryota, Metazoa, Chordata, Amphibia, Anura, Pelobatidae. Gene Ontology annotation, biological process: regulation of presynaptic cytosolic calcium ion concentration; regulation of long-term synaptic potentiation. The transcript is spliced from 12 exons. Gene Ontology annotation, molecular function: calcium ion binding.
GCCGCUCCGCUCAGUCACUCGCUGCUCUCGCUGGGAAUAGAGGAUGGCUCACAAGCAGCAGCCGCUGUACCUGCACCUGGCAGAGCUCACCGCCUCGCAGUUCCUGGAUAUAUGGAAGCACUACGACUCUGACGGAAAUGGGUACAUUGAGGGUAAAGAGCUGGAGAACUUUUUCCAAGAGCUUGAAGCAGCGCGGAGAGGAGCUGGAGUGGAGAGUUCCAGUGUUAAUUUUGGGGAGAAGAUGAAAGAAUUCAUGCAGAAAUACGACAAGAACGCAGAUGGGCGCAUUGAGAUGGCAGAGCUGGCCCAGAUACUUCCCACCGAGGAGAACUUUCUGCUUUGCUUCAGACAGAAUGCUGGAUCCAGCAGUGAAUUCAUGGAGGCUUGGAGAAAAUAUGACACAGAUCGAAGUGGCUACAUAGAAGCCAAUGAACUCAAGGGAUUUCUGUCAGACCUGCUUAAAAAAGCGAAUCGGCCACUUGAGGACAAGAAACUUCACGAGUACACGCAGACUAUUCUUCGCAUGUUUGACCUGAAUGGUGACGGGAAGCUGUGUUUAUCCGAGAUGUCCAGGUUGCUUCCUGUGCAGGAGAAUUUCUUGCUGAAGUUUCAGGGGUUGAAGCUGAGCUGUGAAGAGUUUAACACCAUUUUCAGCUUCUAUGAUAAGGACAGGAACGGCUACAUUGAUGAGAACGAGCUGGACGCGUUACUCAGAGACUUCUUUGAAAAGAAUAAGAAGGACGUGAACAUACAGAGCCUGACCGGGUAUCGCCAGAGCAUCAUGUCCCUGUGUGACGGGGGUCGUCUUUACCGCAAAGAGCUGGAAAUUGUACUUUGUAAUGACUCUUCCUCUCUCAAGUAAUCCAGGGUCACCCAACCCUGCACACUGAGCACUGCACUGACAUCCUGUAUCUUACCCCACCCCACCACUAAGAGACCGACGGAAAGAGAGUGUUACAAGGGAGAGGAGUUGUAUGAGGGAGAGAGGGCAAUUCAGGCAUGCCCUGGGGUAACAGGUCACCGAGCACUCAGAAGUUAUAAAAAAAAUAACAGCAGGCAGAAAAUAAAGAUUGCUAGAGUGCUGUAUGGGGAUAGAGUGUUGUGUUGGCGGUGUUAGAGCGCUGUAUUGGGGGAGAG